Molecule: messenger RNA, 930 nt
Organism: Helianthus annuus (common sunflower)
Lineage: Eukaryota; Viridiplantae; Streptophyta; Magnoliopsida; Asterales; Asteraceae
Product: trihelix transcription factor ASIL1
Exons: 1
Coding region: 1-930 (309 amino acids)
Cellular component (GO): nucleus
Molecular function (GO): transcription cis-regulatory region binding
Source: RefSeq, a predicted model, not a curated record
AUGACCACCUCCUGGUCCAACGACGAGACAGUCGCCUUAAUCAACACAUACCGUGACAAAUGGUAUUCUCUCCGGCGAAGUAAACUACGCGCCACCGACUGGCAAGAAGUCGCCGACGCCGUCGUCGGUCACUGUACCGGCAACCCACCCAAAACCUCCGUCCAGUGCCAGCACAAGAUGGAGAAGCUCCGCAAACGUUACCGUGCAGAGCUUCAAAAUGUUGGAGAUUUUAACUACUCGAAGUCAUUACAUAAAUAUUCAUCCUCUUGGAUUUAUUUUAAGUUAAUGUAUUGUUUGGAGUCUGGUGAUUAUUGUUCCGAUCCAUCCGUGAACCGGGUGAAUCGGAACAAACAGGAUAUUCCGUUAUAUGACUUACAUUGUAAUGGAAUAAAACAUGGAGUCACCCUACCGUUAAAUAAACGGUAUCAUGGUGGUUCGACCGGGUCCCGGAUUAGUCAUAAGAAAGUGUCAUCAUUGGAUAAUGAUUUUUCUCCGCCUACUGGUGGGAAAUAUGGGCCGCGUAAAAAUCGGUCGGGUCAAAAUGGGUUGGGUGGGGUCUAUAGUGAGAAAGUGUCAUCAUUGGAUGAUUUUCCUUCGCCUAUUGGUGGGAAAUAUGAGUCGGGUGGGGUUUAUAGCGGAGGGGGGAAGAGGAAGGAUGAGGGGGAGGGUGUGGAGGGGAGUGAUGGUGGUGAUGUGAUGGAUGAGAUGACGUGCGCGAUAGAGAGAUUGGGGGACGGGUUUGAGAAGAUGGAGAGGGUGAAGAUGGAUAUGACGAGAGAGCUUGAAUCUUUGCGGAUGAAAAUGGAGAGGAAGCGAGCGGAGAUGGUUAUUGAAACACAACGGAAGGUUUGGGAUUUGUCAGUGGAGAUGGUUAUGGAGAAGGAGAAGAAGAAUAAGAAGAUUAAGGGAAUGGGUAUACCAGGAUUGUGA